UCUCUCUCUCUCUCCAAGAACCGCAGAGAAAGUUUUGUUCUUUCUUUUAUGUUCUUGAAGAAAAACAGAGAGGGCUCAACAAUGGCGGCGAGACCCAUUUCGCUUGGUCCACUUCUUCUCCAGGCGCUUGCUUUCUUGGUGCUGAUCAAUGCCGUCGCCGCUUCUUCACGGCCGCCGUCUCGGAACCCACACCGCACUCGUCAAGAGCCAAGUUACAUGAAGUUUGUUUCCAACGCCACUGACUUCCCUUUGGAGGACUACUAUGACUACAUUAUCGUGGGAGGUGGCACUGCUGGGUGCCCUUUGGCUGCGACGCUGUCAUUCAGGUUUCGCGUCCUCCUGCUCGAGAGAGGUGGUGUUGCUUAUGGCAAUCGGAACUUGAUGACCCAGGAAGGUUUCUUGGCCUCACUCCUGGAUGUCAACGCCUUUGACUCUGCGACAGAAGCCUUCACAUCUGAAGAUGGCGUUCCAAACGUCCGAGGACGCAUUCUUGGAGGCAGCAGUGCCAUAAAUGCUGGUUUCUACAGCCGUGCAGAUCAGGAGUUCUACAAAAGAUCCACUUUCAAUUGGGAUCUUAAACUGGUGAAUGAGUCCUAUGAUUGGGUCGAAAGAGCAAUUGUCUUCAGGCCUGAGCUUAGGAAUUGGCAGUCAGCAUUUCGAGAUGGCUUAUUGGAAGCUGGUGUUGAUCCCUAUAAUGGGUAUAGUUUUGAUCAUGUGGUGGGGACCAAGACUGGUGGUUCAACAUUUGAUACUUUGGGAAGGAGACACAGUGCUGCCGACCUCCUUAAAUAUGCAAAGCCAUUGAAUAUUCGAGUUGCAGUGCAUGCCACUGUGGAAAGAGUUCUAUUGGCUUCAUCUACUUCAUCUCCGGUGUCGAGGCAAUCUGCCGUUGGGGUUGUUUUUCGUGACAGAAGUGGGAGGUAUCACCAUGCUAUGCUAAGAAAACACGGAGAGGUGCUUCUCUCAGCAGGUGCAAUUGGAACUCCACAGCUACUUCUACUGAGUGGUAUUGGCCCAAGGCCUUAUCUUGCAUCUUGGGGGAUUCCAGUGGCUUAUCAUCUUCCUUAUGUUGGGCAGUUUAUGUUUGAUAAUCCCAGAAAUGGCAUCUCAAUAGUGCCACCAAUUCCACUGGAACACUCACUCAUACAAGUGGUUGGCAUUACUGAAUCAGGGGCCUACAUUGAAUCAGCCUCCACUGUAAUCCAAUUUGCAUCCCCAGCCCACUCUGGAUUCCUUAGGACACCAGCUGCGCCUCUAUAUCUUACUGUGGCCACCCUCAUGGAGAAGAUUGUUGGGCCAGUCUCUGCUGGUUCUUUAAGGUUGGCUUCAACUGAUGUCAAGGUGAAUCCUAUUGUUCGAUUCAAUUACUUCAACAGCCCAGUGGAUGUGCAAAGGUGUGUGAAUGGAACGCGAAAGAUUGGUGAGAUUCUCAGGACCAGGUCUAUGGAUGAUUUCAAGUUCCAGGGAUGGUUUGGGAACAAGGAUUUUAGGUUUAUAGGGCCUGCAUUGCCACUUGAUCAGUUUGACUUUGACGAGAUGGCAGAUUUCUGCCGCCGCACUGUAAGCACCAUAUGGCACUACCAUGGGGGCUGCAUUGCUGGGAAGGUGGUUGAUCGUGAUUUCCGGGUCAUUGGCAUAGAUGCACUCCGUGUUGUUGAUGGGUCUACUUUUGGUAUAUCACCAGGGACAAAUCCACAGGCUACCCUUCUGAUGCUCGGAAGAUAUGUUGGGCAGAAGAUAAUGAAUGACAGAAAGGGAGGAUAUAAAAUGGUAGAUUGAUCAUCAGUUGGGCUGAAAAAGAACUAUGGCACUCAAUGCUGCUAGUAGAGAUAGUGCUAUGUACUGCUUGCUCUGGGCAGAUUUUACUUUUUCUUGUAGAUAUCUCCUUAUAGAUAUAUCGAUUCAUUCAUUCACAUUACAGGAAGUAGGGAUAAGCACAUAAUUGUAUGAACUCUGAACUUUGAAUUGAAUAUAACUGACAAAGAAAAUCA
This is a messenger RNA of Fragaria vesca subsp. vesca, 1991 nucleotides long. RefSeq names its product (R)-mandelonitrile lyase-like. NCBI's taxonomy places the organism in Eukaryota, Viridiplantae, Streptophyta, Magnoliopsida, Rosales, Rosaceae. Gene Ontology annotation, molecular function: oxidoreductase activity, acting on CH-OH group of donors; flavin adenine dinucleotide binding. The transcript has 3 exons. The record is from RefSeq and is a predicted model, not a curated record. Bases 49 to 1779 code for a protein of 576 amino acids.